GACGUAAAUACGACCGCUGAAAUUGUGCUCAGCCAAAAGCACCGCCAUUUUUUCCAGAAAUGAGCCCUUACUCAUUGCAUUUACUACUAUAAGGCAUUGUGACUCAAGAUGAACUUAUGACAAUGUUAAUGAAAUAAAAUGAAUUUAUGAUGGUUUUUUUAAUUCAGUUUUUACCAAACAAAAGCGUUUUUUUUGGCUUUACAUCCGAAUCCAGCAUCCCUCAUCUGUCAUUCCGACGCACAACGAAAGAGCGAGAGAGAACGAUGGAUGUCAAAACAAAGGUAGGCUGUUCGCGCUCUUUCUCAUUGCCAUCUCUCUCCACAAUUCUCUGCCCGCGCGCGUCUGCUUUGCUUGGGCUUCUUCAAGACGAUCAUCUUCAUGGGUGGUCCGGCAAGGAAUGUUCGUGUGUGUAUGGUUGAUCGUGUACAGAAGGAACGCCGCUUAGAAGAUACGCGACUGCAUCAAAAUCUAGAAUCGUCCGUGUUCACUGCGAAAGCGUUGCGAUAAAGAAGCGUUUCUUGUCCAAAGCUUGACGGAAAUUUAGGUGUGGGUGUUGAGGUGGUGUUGUAAAAUAAGAUUUACGAUUGAUGAAGUUUAACCACAAUUAACCACGGCACGGAUAAUGUGAACACGCUCGUCAUCUGGUCCGCGCGGUGGUGCAGCACACUUUGUUGUUGAUGAAACAAUCUUCCAACGCGAUCUUUAUCCAUCUUGCCAGCAUUUACUGCGAUUGCCAGCAGUUUCCCUUUGCAGUUGAUGUAACGCUAAACCCGCUUCGUAAACAAUCAACGCCCAGGCGCACUCGCCCGUGCCCCAGUUGGGCGUAUGGGCGAUCCAUCGUUGAACCGAUAAUCAGUCGAUUCGUAUUCAAAACAGAUGUAACUUCGCCGUUGAUAAUACUGCCCCGUACAAGCACCGAGGUGUGAGAAAGUUAGAUGUUCAGCUGCAGCUGUUUGUUGUAUGGGGAACACACACGACAGAUACGAUCGCCGUAGCGUAUACAGUCCGUAGCAUUUGCCGGAAGCAGGCAACUAGUUGGAAGUUAAGCAGAUUCCCGUUUUUCCUUUCGACGCUAAAAUGGCACACGGAAGCGCCGUAGCCGUUUGCCUGCUAGCGCUCGCCGCCCUUACCGCCCAGGCGAGCGGCAAGGAGUUCAACCCGACGACGAACCUCAUCCUGCCCGAAUCCUCAUCCCGGCUGGAAUCGAUCAACGGUACGCGCAACUACCGGAUGCACGGCAAAAAGGGCAAGGACGACAAGACCUGGUUCGAUGGGCGCGAGAUGCGCUACAUUUACUGCGUGCGGCCGGGCAAGUGUGAACCGAUCAAGCACCGGCAGUGCUUACACUCGACGCUGCCCUACUCGUCGAUCAGCCUCGAUCUGACCGACUCGUACAGCCAGGAGGAGAUGCACACCAAGCUGCACCAGUACAACGCGCUCAAGAGCGUGCCGAAGUGUUGGGCCGUCAUACAACCGUUCCUGUGUGCCGUGUUUACGCCCAAGUGCGAGAAGAUCAAUGGCCAGGAUAUGGUGUACCUGCCGACCCUGGAAAUGUGCAAGCUGACGCUCGAACCGUGCCGGAUACUGCACAACACCAGCUUUUUCCCCGAGUUUCUCAAGUGCAACGAAACGCUGUACCCGUCCAAGUGCAACAACGAUGUGCGGGAGGAGAUGAAGUUCAACGCCAGCGGGCAGUGCCAGAAACCGUUGGUGGCGGCGGACCUGCCAGCGAACUAUUACAAAGAAAUCGAUGGAUGUGGCGUGCAGUGUAAGGAUCCGCUGUACACAGACCAUGAGCAUCGGCAGAUACACAAGCUAGUCGCGUGGGGCGCCAGCAUUUGUCUCGCAUUCAACCUGUUUACGCUCGCCACGUUCGCGAUCGACUGGCAGAAUGCCAACAAGUAUCCAGCGAUGGUUAUAUUUUACAUUAAUUUCUGCUUUGCCGUUUCCUGCCUUGGCUGGUUAGCACAAUUCACUCCCGGCGGGCGGGAGGAUAUCGUGUGCCGGAAGGACGGCACGCUGCGCACGUCCGAGCCGAGCGCGGGCGAAAACCUGUCCUGCAUCGUGGUGUUCAUACUGGUGUACUACUUCCUGAUCGCAGCGAUGGUGUGGUUCGUCAUCUUCACCUACGUGUGGCACAUGAGCUUUAAAGCGAUCGGCAAGAUCCAGGACCGGAUCGAUAAGAAGGGCUCGUACUUCCAUCUGAUCGCCUGGUCGCUGCCGCUGGUGCUAACGAUCACCAUCAUGGCGCUGAGCGAAAUCGACGGCAACAGUACGGUCGGCAUCUGCUUCGUGGGCUACCAGAACCACCCGAUCCGGGGCGCCUUUCUGCUCGGUCCGGUGCUGUGCGUGCUGCUCGUCGGCGGCUACUUUCUCGGCCGCGGGCUGCUCACGCUGAUCCGGCUGCGGAUCUCGAGCAGACAGAUCAUCUCGGCCCGGGCGAGCAAGAAGAUCCACCAAACGAUCGUGCGCAUGGGCGUGUGCACGACGUUCACGUUCAUCUUUAUCGUCGCGACCGCGUUCUGUCACGUGCACGAGUUCCGGCACAGUGCGGCGUGGGCGGAGGCGCUGCGCGGCUUCCUCGUGUGCCAGAUCGUGGCCGCGUUCAACGACGACGUGACGAACGGGUGCCGGUACGAGCAGCGGCCGAGCGUGGCGAUCCUGCAGCUGCACCUGAUCUGCCUGUUCGCGUCCGGCAUCGUCAUGUCGUCGUGGGUGUGGACCAACUCGACGCUCGAAUCGUGGGGCCGGUAUUUUCGGAGGCGCUUCGGCACGGACAUCGACGAACCGGUGAAGCUGCAGAAGCAUAAGGUGAUAGCGCAGGCGUUCGCGAAGCGCAAGGAGUUCCAGAACCAGGGCCGGCUGUCGAUCUCGUUCCACAACUCGCACACCGACCCGGUCGGGCUGAAGUUUGACAUUACGUCCGCGAUCGGCAGCCACGAUUUCAGCUCGACCUGGGCGAACAAUUUGCCCCGGUUUGUGAACCGGCGCUGCGCGCUGACCGGUGCGGCCACCAGCUCGAGCCACGAUCCGCGCAAAAACUCGGUCGACUCGGAGAUCAGCUUCAGCGUGCGGCACGUGUCGGUGGAGUCGCGCCGCAACUCGAUCGACUCGCAGGUGUCGGUGAAGAUCGCGGAGGUCAAGACGAAGGUCGCUAGCCGGAGCAGCCGCGGCACGGUGGUGGUGGGAGCGACCGGCUCCAAGCAUGGCCACAAGUCGCGGCAAAGCCGCCGGAGGCAUGAUUUCGCCACUGCCACGGGGCGGAGGUAUGGGCGCAAGGAGAGCAGCACGUCCGUCGAGUCGCAGAUCGUGACGGCAGCAAUCCAAAAGUCGGCCGGUAGCGGAGCGGGCCGAUAUGCGGGCGGGGCGGGUACGUUCGGGGCAGGAAGCAUGCAGCGGCGUACGGGAAUCGGAGCGCUGGACGCGCAUCAGAUUAAUGAUUUGAUUUCGAACGGCAAACUGUUGCUGCCGUUUCUGCAAGGCCAAGGGCUGACCACGUCGGAGGACGAUAACGUGUCGGUGGGUUCGUUCAAGCUGCACGACUCGAAGUUCGACAUCAUUAUGAAGAAGUUUGAAGGUUCAAGCCGCAUUGGAACGAGCUGUGCCGGUGGUGGUGGUGUUGGUGGUGGCGGUGUUGGUAGCGGAGGUAUGAACGGAACCAGCGGACCCGGAACCACGGUCGGUGGCGGUGGCGGCGGCGGCGGCGGCGGCGGUGGCUGCCGCAUCGAAGAGUAUCGCACCAGCGACGACGACGAUGAUGACGAUGAGCUGGAGGCCGAAGCGUUACUGAAUGGAAGAAACGUACCAUCGCUGGCACAGAUCACCUCCGGCCGGGAGGAGCACCAUUCGAAGGACUUCAACGGAAGCAUCGCUCAAUCAGCCAUGGACGGAGGAGGAGCAUCUGCCCGCAUCGGCAAGAGCAGAACGGUGAAAAGGCAGGGAGCUAACCAGCUGGGAUCGUUCCGCAAGGGAGGCAACGGUUUGCGCCACAAAAGAUCGUUACACAGUACUGCCCGCCGCAAGAAGGAAAAAAAUCGCGAGCGUGAGCGUAAGCGAGAGAAAGAGCUGGCGCUGUUGGAGCGCGCAGCGCCAUCCUCCUCCCCUCCGCCGGCCGGCGUCGAGACGAUGUUUGAUUUCAACGACUCCUCCUUCACGUCCUACUGCUCGGAGCUGUCGCCGCUGCACGUGAACAGCUCGUACUCGGGCGUGUCCGUAGCCAAGACGAACUCGCGCAACUCGAAGCGCAGCUGCGACGUCGGCAUCCAGACCAAUGCGCACGAAAUUGCCACCCAAACCAUGUCCUCGUUCGAGUUUAGCGAAAAGGCGCUCAAGAACGAGGAGAACGCGGACAUCUACACCGAAAAUCACCACCCGAUGCUGUCGCACCAUCCGCUGCCGAUCGCGGCGCUGCAGGCUCCGUCGAAGAUGAUUCAAACCGUCGGCACCAACACCAUCGGCGGGGGUGGUCGAAAGCAUCGCGAUGCCAGCGAAUCGACCGGCAUGAGCGAUGCGGAAAAACUGAAAAUGCUUCUGCUGCCAUCGAAAUGAGUUUACCACAGUCACACACACAGACUGCGGAGUGGUAUUUUAUAAGCAAUAUAAUUACUAACGAACAAACCUGAUGAGCGCCAAACGAUGCAAGUUAGCUCAAAGGAUCGUGUUAAGAAGGAUAAUUUCAAUAUGUGCCUUUUAGUGGUAAAGCAUAGCAUCGUUGUGUUAGUCGCCGAUGGCGCAUCAUAUCAGUAAACCUCCUCGCGCGUGUAACACUGUGCAUUUAAAGCAUUUUCGAGCGAUAAUAUACUCACACGUAACCAGCCGUGAAUCUCGUGCGCCAUUUUGGGCGGAAAUAGUGUACCUUCCCUUUAUGUUUUACUCCACCGUUAGUAACAGCAAAUCAACGCUGACGCACACACACACACACUACGAACCACUAAUAGAAAGACUGAUCAGCGCAAAGAACGAAACCGAUGCAGCAACCGAAAAUUGAAUUGUACAAAACGCCAUGAGUGACGGGGCAAGUGCGCUUUCCAUUGGAAUGAGACGAUCGACUUACGUCCAUGUGUAACAGAUGAACAACGAAAAACCGAACAAAAGGAUAUACAGAAUCCGUCAAACGAUAGUUAUUACAACUGAUUGGUAUUUACGAUGUGUGCUAUAUAUUGUAACGAAGGCAAAAAAAAACUGAAUUUGCCUCUUUGGCGUGCUUUUACGUAUCUACGGAUAGGCAUAGAUAAUAAGUGUAUUUGCCGCCUAGUCCUCCCAUUUUUUUUUGUCGGAGGACAACUUUUUUUUUACAUUUGAAUCUCCCCAUGAAUCAUGCCAAACGUGUGACGGUGUUUACACACCACUACUUGUAAUGGAAUUAUAAAAAAUAAAGACCAUGAAACCAUGAACUGAAAUCAGCUGUACUCUGUGUACUUACGUUGGGCAAGACGGCAAGCGGCUAGCGAAAGUAGAGAAAACAUUACAUGCGUAUGAUUUUCCAGUACUUUUAUUGUAUUUUCAUUUAUAUAAUAAGCAAGUCGAAUGAAUGUUGUAAAAUGACACCGCACCAUCAUCCUACUAAACGCUAGUUUUUUGUUUGCUCUUGCCCCCGCCGCUCGUUUGCUCUCCGAACGCGGAAAGGGUUUUGCACAAAAUUUGAAUAUUUGUCCCAUUUUAAUAUUCUAAUUUCCUUUUCCUUUUUUUACGGUAUUGCUCUAUCUACGGUAUGUGCUGUGCUGGCGAAAGGGCCGAGAUAUUACCCGUACAGCAAUGACAAUGACAUUCACGACAACAUUUAAAUAGAUGCUACACAGUGUGUAAUGAUGAUGAGAACGAAAUAUAGGUGGCCGAAAUAGAAUGUUUUGCCCAAUUGCCGGGGCGGAUUCGUACGUGUACCACCCACCGUUUCAGCUAUAGCAUGACGUUAUUGUAAAUAAUUUUCACCAUUUUUUCGCAUAUUAGAUCGAUCAUGCGCUCGUUUUUGCACCGCCCCAAACAUUCCAAAUAUUACAGAAUCGCAGAAUGGAAGUAGUUGGAUGAGUUUGAGUUCAAUUUGCUUGUUUUUUUUUUCGUGUAGCUCUAUAUAAUUUUGCAAGUAUAUUUCCGUUCCCUAUUCGGUAUUACAUACACAAACACACAAAAACGAGUGCUAAAUUUAUUCACAUCUAAAUUCGUCAAAAAAUUGCUAAACGAGCUAAACCCCAAUAGCGGUUCCUCUCCCUUCUUGGUGGUGUUGGGUGCAUAUAACAGUGAAAAUUUGCCUUUAAAUGCAUAUAAACGCCUACGACAUGGUACAUGACAAAAACCAACACACAUCGAAUGCAAGCAAAAGGAUGGCUGCAAAAUACAACGCUUAAUGAAUGAGGAUGAGUUACACACACACACACUGUACUAGAAGUACCUACUACUUUGGUUUGGUCGACUGCCACCAGAUUUCACCCCAAGCUCUCAAGUUCUCAGGUUUGCCUCAUUCUAAAUACAAUUAUACUAGUUGUAAAUGCAAAUGCGCUUAUUUAUCGGUGUGUGUUGCUUAAUUGCUAUGUUGCUAUACCCUUAUUGACGCCUAGCGAUGCUGCACAGAAAGAAUCUUGCUCGUGUGUGGAUGGGUGUGUCCCUCCACCACCCUCUCGUCGCGUUACACAAUAUUAAUCGUAUCGAGUUUGGUGGAUGCUUCAUCAAGCACCAUCGGUUGAGACACUGGGAAAGAUGAGCGGGAAUGUGUGCACAGUACAAUUGGGGCGAUAUUUCAAAAAGGGGAAAGAAAAAAAAUGAAACUUGUAUUGUAGUAAACGGUCGCCGAAAUGCAGCUGCGAAUUUUGUUUGUUUGUCAAACUUACACACGAAAUGCAUGCAUGUAUCACUUCUCGAGACGAACACGGGACUGGACAAAAAACAAAACAAAAAACAACCCUCAAACAAACACACGCACGUGGGUGUUCCCAUGACACGCUGGUUAGUAGUCGCACAUGUUUUGAAGCCGUAAAUGCUUGCGCUUCUGUUUAUCCGCUUUCAAUGGUUUAAAAAUUUAAAUGCACAAAAAAAUGGAACGUACGAGCACACCAUCCCAAAUCGGUUGCCGGAUGUAAGUGAUGGUGGUGAUGGUAGUAAAAGCAAAACAACAAACUCACAACUCACUCAUGGGACGAACGCUACACGAUCACAAGAUGUUUGUAUUAAAUUAAAUAAAAAUGCACACCCUCGCCCCUUCCGAUGCAGCUGUUUUGUACGCAUUUGGGAAGGGACAGUACAUUGGUGCCCCCCCCCCCCCCCC
Messenger RNA from Anopheles coluzzii, 7255 nucleotides. It is a transcript of the gene smo, whose product is annotated as protein smoothened. The coding region runs from base 1078 to 4548 and encodes 1156 amino acids. The record is from RefSeq and is a predicted model, not a curated record. Gene Ontology annotation, biological process: commissural neuron axon guidance; positive regulation of smoothened signaling pathway; smoothened signaling pathway. Gene Ontology annotation, cellular component: plasma membrane; dendrite; cilium. The transcript is spliced from 5 exons. NCBI's taxonomy places the organism in Eukaryota, Metazoa, Arthropoda, Insecta, Diptera, Culicidae. Gene Ontology annotation, molecular function: patched binding; transmembrane signaling receptor activity.